AAGUUUAGAGGCAAAAGAGUGCCUCGACCUCGAUCGCUGCGUCAAAAUAAAAAGAAAACCAACCAAAUCAUAACAAAACCAGCUGUUUUAUGGAGCAUUAUUUCUAAAAGUUUAGUGAUUAUUUCAAUAAUUCGUUUCACUCCAAUCAGAACCUAACAUAACUGUGCAGUAAGUUGUGAUUUGCUCAGAAUCUCUUUCCGUUGAAUGAUUGGUAAUCGAUUUCGCCAACUAUUGCUUAAUAUGCCAUUCUAUGCCGUGGCAAAGGGAAGAGCAGUUGGUGUCUAUCUGACGUGGCCGGAAUGCCAACGACAAGUGACCGGAUUUACAGGUGCGAAAUUUAAGAAGUUUCCUACACGUCAGCAGGCGGAGACUUUCAUCCGAGAAAAUGGUGGAAGCAUUUCCAGCUCCAGCUCCGACAGUGCGAGCAACUCUUCUGUGGACUCACAACCCGUUUGUCCUCCGACACAGGCCGUCCGGGUGUUGAUUGACAACUAUGACGGCAUAAAUGCGGCUUGCUCAAGGAUUGAAAGUAUGAAACGAGAGCUUGAUGAGCUGAGAUCGACAGCAGCUGAUCCAGUUUCGAAUGAAUCGGAUGCGCCACGCCCUGCCAAGCGUAAGAAAACGUCCAACGAGCCGCCUAAACCGGUAACGAAGCUGGAAAAAUACGGAAGCUACAGUUUCCUGCAGGACGAGGAUGGCUAUGUCCAUGUGUACACGGAUGGUUCUUGCGAAGGAAAUGGUACCGCAGCAGCUUGCGCCGGUUUGGGAGUAUAUUUCGGGGAAGGACAUGCUCUGAAUACUUCCCAGCCUGUCAGUGGACGAGCAACUAAUAAUUGUGGAGAAAUCCAAGCCGCUUCGUUGGCCAUACGGUUAGCGAAACAACAUGGCAUUAAAAGACUGACUAUCAAUACGGACUCUAAAUUCCUGAUUGAUUCCAUAACCAAAUGGAUGCCAAACUGGAAGCGAAACCAGUGGAAACUGUCCACUGGGAAACCGGUGAAGAAUCAGGUGGAUUUUAUGGAACUGGACAAAGAACUGGCGGGCAAGAACAUUGAUAUCAAAUGGAACCACGUGGAUGCUCAUUGCGGUAUAUUGGGUAACGAACGGGCAGAUGCAUUGGCCCGUGAAGGCUCGGCAAUGUUUCGGCGCCAAAAGGCUUCUCGUUGAUCGUCGCAGUGUAGUAAGUAUUGGCUAAGUUUUGCCUGUUUGUUCGCGGUAUUUUCGAUUAUUUAUGUAACGCUAAUUAAACUUUUUGAUUAUA
Molecule: messenger RNA, 1261 nt
Organism: Aedes aegypti (yellow fever mosquito)
Lineage: Eukaryota; Metazoa; Arthropoda; Insecta; Diptera; Culicidae
Gene: rnh1
Product: ribonuclease H1
Exons: 4
Coding region: 205-1167 (320 amino acids)
Biological process (GO): DNA replication, removal of RNA primer
Molecular function (GO): nucleic acid binding; RNA-DNA hybrid ribonuclease activity; magnesium ion binding
Source: RefSeq, a predicted model, not a curated record